AGCUGCAUCAGUGUGACACUCAGACGUCCUUCAAACUCUCAAGACUCUGGUUCAUGUUGAAAUUUACUCUUAUAACCGAGACGAAAAGAGGAAAUGAGCCCUUUUCAGCUCGUCUCUUCUGCUUUAGCGACUAUAUUGGUGUAAACCCGCCGGAGGACAACUCAUCAAGGCGAGAUGAAGGACCGACUGAUCGAGCUGCAGGUCAUCACCAACAAAUCUUCAGAGGAGGCUCACGGAUCUGAGGAGGAUGCAAGCCCCGAGUCUGGUGGACAGGAGCAGCAGCAGCAGGCCAUCGUGUUCGAGGGUGAAGACGUGACUGAUGUUAUCUACAGGAACGCCAAAGAGAUCAGGAGGGAGAUGGCGCUGCUCAGGAGGGACGUGGAGCAUCUGAAGACCCAGAACACUCGCUUCCUCACGUCCAUCCGGAGGAUCAGCGCCAUCAAGCGGGACGCCACCGCGCUCGGACGGGACGUUCAGGCCCGAGCGCAGGCAAUUUACGGGAACCUGGAGCGUCUGGGGAAGCUGAGCAAGGAUCUGGAGGAGAGGCACAGCUCCACGUCGGUCGUGGUUCGAAUCUCCCGCUCACAGUACUCGUUUCUGACCGCCGCCUUCCGCCAGGCCAUGUCCGAGUACAACGAGGCCGAGCUGAUGCAGAGGGAAUACUGCAUGGGCCGCAUCCAGAGGCAGGCCGAGAUCAUGGGCAACAGGCUGAGCAGGGGGCAGAUAGACGAGAUGAUCGAGUCGGGCAACUGCAACGUCUUCACGGGCGUCGUGGCGGAGACAAGGACUACCAGGUCGGCCCUCAACGAGAUCGAGACCCGGCACAAGGAGCUGCUGCAGCUGGAGGGUCGCAUCAAGGAGAUCCACGAGAUCUUCCUCCAGAUCGCCGUACUGGUGGAGGAGCAGGGCAGCAUGGUGGACAACAUAGAGGCGACCGUAGCUGCCACCGUGGACUGUGUUUCCGAGGCCGGGAAUGAGGUCAGGAAGGCUGUGAGAUACAAGAAAAGCCAUCCAUGCAGGAAGCUCUGCUGCUGCUGCUUCCCGUGCUGUAAAUGAGAACGUUUUUCAGGAGGAUAUGGAGUCAAAUUGGCUUCUUAUGCAUUUUAAACUUAUUUCUAAGUCAUUUUUAAGUUUUUAAGAAUAAUUUGCGUCAUUUUUUUAAUGAUCUGGUCUAAGAAAAAGGACCUAAGUCAUUUUAAACCACACCCUUGAACAAAUGUAUGCAGUGUGAUGUGGUUCCUGACUGUUGCUGCCUCUGCGUGACCGUUGUAAAGACAUUUGUGCUCUUUUUUUUUUGAUGCUACCUCGCAGCUUUGUCCUUCAACUUUCAGCUUUGUAAUGGCAAAAUGAAGUCAGUAAAGUGUGGAUUUUUUUCUUCUUCUUCUUCUCAAUACCUCAGAGUGUGUCGUUUGGAGAGUAGGCCCGGUGCUUACUGCAGCCGUUGCUUCACAAGUCUUUAGAAACACUGUGAACACAGCUCAGCCUCUGACUGUGGUUAGCAGGGCAGGCGUGAUAGCUUUGUGUGAAUUGUGCAACCAGUUUGCCGCCCCUGUGUAGACUUGUUGCUUUUCAUGGAAGAAAACUAUCUUUAACUUCUGCUGGUGUCAACUUAAAGAUCUGUUACUGGAAUCAAAGCGUUUAAACAAUAUGACAGGACUUUUUACGCAAAAAUGCAUCUAAAUCUAUGUGGAAAAUAAGAGGAUUUUCUCUUUAUCUCGCUGUCUUGUGCGUGCAAUGAUUAAAACAGAGCUUUAUUUUUGCUUGUGUGGCAGCCCAUCACAUACUGGGGGAAUCCCAGUUACCAGCUGUUAAAAAAGUAAGGGGUGUUGGGAGCUUCUGAUCACCUCAGACAGCAGUGGGUGUUUUCAGAAUUAGCUGCCUCUGCUCAGUGUUGAAACGGCUGCAAUGAUUGCACUUCCUCAGCAGCUCUGUGUGGUUUGUAGGGGGCAUUUACUCGAAGCGUGACGGGCUUUAUUUGAACUGUGGAGCCGUGAGUUUACUCAGGUGAACCUACCAGUUGUCCUCAUGUGGUUGCUGUAAUCUUAUCUGCCGUCUGUUAUGUGCUGUGAUUGUGUGUGUUCACCAGGAUGGCCGAGUGGUUAAGGCGUUGGACUUAAGAUCCAAUGGACAAUAGUCCUCGUGGGUUCGAACCCCACUCCUGGUAGGAGAUUUUAACCAAAAUAUGUGGAUUAUCUGGAUUUAAAAAGAAACAUGUUGGUGGUUUUGCGCAGUGUAAUACCCUGAAAACGACAGAUAAAUGUCUCCCCGAGCUUUGA
Molecule: messenger RNA, 2276 nt
Organism: Stegastes partitus (bicolor damselfish)
Lineage: Eukaryota; Metazoa; Chordata; Actinopteri; Pomacentridae
Gene: stx11a
Product: syntaxin 11a
Exons: 2
Coding region: 175-1056 (293 amino acids)
Biological process (GO): intracellular protein transport; exocytosis; synaptic vesicle fusion to presynaptic active zone membrane
Cellular component (GO): endomembrane system; presynaptic active zone membrane; synaptic vesicle
Molecular function (GO): SNAP receptor activity; SNARE binding
Source: RefSeq, a predicted model, not a curated record